Molecule: messenger RNA, 889 nt
Organism: Moneuplotes crassus
Lineage: Eukaryota; Ciliophora; Spirotrichea; Euplotida; Euplotidae
Source: the annotation of a GenBank genome assembly
AAAAUAUGGAUUCAUUGUUAAUUAGGUGGAAAAAGAGGAAUAGACACGGUGGUAUUAUUCCUAAACAGAAAAUGUCAGAUGCUAAGAAGUUAAAGGAAAGCAUUGAAAAGUUGGAAUUAGAAAAGAAUGAUGAUGAAUUCUUAAAAAAUCUUGGUAAUGACAUCGCCGAGAUAGAUCUGAGUGGGGAGACAACUAAGAUAAGAAAAAGAAUAAGCACUCUUCUUAAAGCUGAGUCUUCAAAUGAAGAUUAUUACAGUCAAUCAGAAGGGAUAAAAACAGAGAAGAUCUCUGAAAAAUCUAUCCAAGAGCUUCUAUCCAACUUUGAUUCGGAUCAAUAUAGUGUGGAAGUUUGCCCUCCUAAAGAAUUGGAAGCGAAGUUCAGAAGAAGGAGAUCUCGAAGAAAAUGCAAAGCAUCAUUUGUACCUAUACUCCCAAUCGAUGCUGAGGAAAUCAAGGAAGAGCCAGAUUAUGAAUCUGAUCAAGAUAUUGAAGAGGUAUACGAACAUGGUGAAGAAGAGAAAGACAAAAACGUUGGUUAUAUGCACUUUGACCAUCUUGAACCAAUUAUGGAGAUGCAAAGUUUUGAUGAAAGAGGAUCCUACUCAUGAAUCCUCUCGAAGACUCCUUCUCUAGAUUACCAUGAUGCUGAACUGUAUGAAUUUAAAGAGCUCACCAGCAGCAAAGCCCUCAUUAAUAGAGUUCCUUACACAUUCUUGAAGAACACAAGUAAAGCUUUGAAGUGUAGUAUCCGUAAUCUCAGAAGAAAGAGUAAAUCUGCUCCUAAAAUUCCAAAAUUCAAGAGAACAAAGGCUGCCAUUAUUCUGAAGAAGAGGUCUUUCAGAAAUAGAUAGUCUAUUUUAACGUUAUCAAUGAUAAUUUACUAUCCAGG